Impatiens glandulifera is the source of this 2408-nucleotide messenger RNA. RefSeq names its product luminal-binding protein-like. Gene Ontology annotation, cellular component: membrane; cytoplasm; endoplasmic reticulum lumen. The transcript has 8 exons. Gene Ontology annotation, biological process: cellular response to unfolded protein; endoplasmic reticulum unfolded protein response; protein refolding. The coding region runs from base 95 to 2107 and encodes 670 amino acids. The record is from RefSeq and is a predicted model, not a curated record. Lineage: Eukaryota; Viridiplantae; Streptophyta; Magnoliopsida; Ericales; Balsaminaceae. Gene Ontology annotation, molecular function: misfolded protein binding; ATP binding; heat shock protein binding.
UCUAGUUAUUUCUCCAUUAUUAUUAUUACACUCAAAACAUCAUCGAAUUCCAUCGAACUCCAUAGAGAGAACUCAUACAGGCGAGAUUGCAGCCAUGACCGGCUCUUGGAGAAGAAACGGCUCCAUGAUCGUGUUUUUGAUCGUCUUCAUUGGAUGUGUAUUUGGCAUUUCAUCUGCCAAAGAGGAAGCUACCAAAUUAGGAACAGUUAUUGGGAUAGAUCUUGGAACAACCUAUUCUUGUGUUGGUGUUUAUAAAAAUGGUCAUGUUGAGGUUAUAGCAAAUGACCAGGGUAACCGUAUUACACCUUCAUGGGUUGCUUUUACGGAUACUGAGCGUUUGAUUGGUGAGGCUGCGAAGAAUUUGGCAGCUGUUAAUCCUGAAAGGACUAUAUUUGAUGUCAAGAGACUCAUCGGAAGAAAGUUUGAUGACAAGGAGGUACAAAAGGAUAUGAAGCUUUUUCCUUACAAGAUUGUGAACAAGGAUGGAAAACCUUACAUCCAGGUUAAGAUUAAAGACGGUGAGGUCAAGGUAUUCAGCCCUGAGGAAAUCAGUGCUAUGAUCCUUGUUAAGAUGAAAGAAACAGCUGAAGCAUUCCUUGGAAAGACUAUUAGGGAUGCUGUCGUGACAGUUCCUGCAUAUUUCAACGAUGCCCAAAGGCAGGCUACAAAGGAUGCUGGAGUCAUUGCCGGUCUGAAUGUUGCUAGGAUCAUUAAUGAACCAACUGCUGCAGCCAUUGCAUAUGGGUUGGACAAGAAAGGUGGUGAAAAGAACAUCCUGGUCUUUGAUCUUGGUGGUGGAACCUUUGAUGUCAGUGUUUUGACCAUUGAUAACGGUGUCUUUGAGGUGCUUGCCACAAACGGAGAUACUCAUCUUGGAGGUGAGGACUUUGACCAGAGGAUCAUGGAAUAUUUCAUCAAGUUGAUCAAGAAGAAGCACGGAAAGGACAUCAGCAAGGACAACAGAGCCCUUGGAAAGUUGAGGAGAGAAGCUGAACGUGCAAAGAGGGCUCUAAGUAGCCAGCACCAGAUCCGUGUUGAGAUUGAAUCCCUCUUCGAUGGUGUUGAUUUUUCUGAGCCAUUGACCAGAGCCAGAUUUGAGGAGUUGAACAAUGAUUUGUUCAGAAAGACCAUGGGGCCAGUGAAGAAGGCUAUGGAUGAUGCCGGUUUGCAGAAGAACCAAAUUGACGAGAUUGUUCUUGUUGGUGGUAGUACAAGGAUUCCCAAGGUUCAACAGCUCCUUAAAGACUACUUUGACGGAAAGGAACCCAACAAGGGUGUCAAUCCUGAUGAAGCCGUUGCUUAUGGUGCUGCUGUACAAGGAGGCAUCUUGAGUGGAGAAGGUGGUGAUGAAACCAAAGAUAUCCUUCUAUUGGAUGUUGCACCUCUCACCCUUGGAAUUGAAACUGUUGGAGGAGUAAUGACAAAAUUGAUUCCAAGAAACACUGUCAUUCCAACCAAGAAAUCUCAAGUCUUUACAACCUACCAGGAUCAGCAGACCACCGUCACCAUUAAUGUGUAUGAAGGUGAAAGGAGUAUGACAAAGGAUUGCAGAAAUCUUGGCAAGUUUGAUUUGAAUGGAAUUCCUCCUGCCCCUAGGGGAACUCCUCAAAUUGAAGUAACAUUUGAAGUAGAUGCCAAUGGUAUCUUAAAUGUCAAGGCUGAGGAUAAGGCUUCAGGGAAAUCAGAGAAGAUUACCAUCACAAACGACAAGGGUCGUUUGAGCCAAGAGGAGAUUGAAAGAAUGGUUAGGGAAGCAGAGGAGUUUGCAGACGAAGACAAGAAGGUGAAGGAGAGAGUUGAUGCCCGUAACAGUUUGGAGACAUACAUUUACAACAUGAAGAACCAGAUCAAUGACAAAGACAAGUUGGCAGACAAGCUUGAAAGCGACGAGAAGGAGAAGAUUGAAGCAGCAGUUAAGGAGGCUCUUGAGUGGUUGGAUGAUAACCAAUCUGCAGAGAAGGAGGAUUAUGACGAGAAGCUUAAGGAAGUUGAGGCAGUUUGUAAUCCGAUCAUCACGGCUGUUUACCAAAGAUCUGGCGGUGCUCCUGGUGGAGCUGGAGCCGGAGGUGAGGAAGAAGAUGAAGAUGAUUCACGCGAUGAACUUUGAAGUUAAAACUGGAUAAUUUUGUUGAAGAGAAGGAAGGAAGAAGAUGUAGGAUAUAAUAUUAAGAAGGAGCUUCUUAUAUAUACUAUAUAUGUCAUUGUAAUUCUUUCCUGCCUUUUUUUUUGUUUUUUGGUUCUCCCCUCUAUUAGGAAGGAAGGAGAUGAUACAUUUUGAAAAAGUGGACAUUUAUCUUAUUAUUUUUCUGUGCCUUUUCUUCUCUUUUACUUAGGAAGAUAAUAAGUCUAAUUUAAAUGUGUAAUCUUCUUGGUAAUCAUUUAUAUAUUCUUCAUUUUUCGGUUUAGUU